AUGGGGACCCCCUAUAGGGCCGGGCCGCCCUGCAUGGAGCGCGUGUGGCUCUCCCUGAGCUCCCUGGCCGACCCCCGGAGCGUCUUCACCGUCUGCUUCCCGCUCGCCUUCUUCCUCGACCGCGCCGUGGGGGUGGCCGUGCUCUGGGCCGGGCUGCUCUCCGAGUGGCUCAACGUGGUCUCCAAAUGGUUCCUGUUCGGCGAGCGCCCGUUCUGGUGGGUGCACGAGUCAGGGCUCUUCRAGGAGCAGCCGCUCUCGCUGCGGCAGUUCCCAAUCUCCUGCGAAACGGGACCCGGCAGCCCCUCCGGCCACUGCAUGAUCACYGGGGCGGCCCUGUGGCCGCUGGCCAGCGCCCUGGCCACCCGCUGCUCCGGCAGCGCCGCGCUGCGCUGCAGCCCCUUCGCCGCCUACGCGCUGCUGCUGCUGGCCGUGGGGCUGUCGCGCGUCUUCGUCCUCGCGCACUUCCCGCACCAGGUGCUCGGGGGCAUCGUGGCAGGGGCGGCCCUGGGCCGGGCGCUGCAGGCGCGGGCGCCGGCCACGCGCUCGCUGCGCUUCUUCGCCGGCACCGCGCUGGCCCUGCUGCUGGGCGCCGCCGCGCUGCACCGCGCCAUGACCGCCGCCGGCGUCGACGUCGACUGGUCCAUCCGCCUGGCCACCAAGUGGUGCGCGGAGCCGUCCUGGCUGCGCCUCGACACGCGGCCCUUCACCUCCGUGUGCCGCGACGCCGGCAGCGCCCUGGGGCUGGGGCUGGCGGCGGCGGCGCCGGCGACACCGCGGCUGCCCCGGCGGCACCGCGGCGCCUGCGCGGUGGCAUCGCUGCUGGCGGUGCAGCUGCUGCACGCCGCGAUGCCGCAGCCGCAGCGCCUGCCGCUCUGGUACGGCGCCUGCUUCCUCAAGUACGCCGCGGGGCCCUGGCUCGUGGCCGCGCUCGUGCCCCGGCUCGUGCUCGGCCUCUUCCCGCCGCGCCGAGAGCCCCGCUCCGAGUAG
This is a messenger RNA of Nothoprocta perdicaria, 987 nucleotides long. It is a transcript of the gene G6PC3, whose product is annotated as glucose-6-phosphatase catalytic subunit 3. Gene Ontology annotation, cellular component: membrane. The coding region runs from base 1 to 987 and encodes 328 amino acids. Gene Ontology annotation, molecular function: glucose-6-phosphatase activity. The transcript is spliced from 7 exons. The record is from RefSeq and is a predicted model, not a curated record. Gene Ontology annotation, biological process: gluconeogenesis; glucose 6-phosphate metabolic process. Lineage: Eukaryota; Metazoa; Chordata; Aves; Tinamiformes; Tinamidae.